ACGUUACCCCCUCUCUCUCUACAAUCAGACGAUGAACUCCUCGCUGGCAAGUACCACAUAAAGGAAAGAAAAAACCUCUCUAAAUUUCCCCUUUUACCCCUUCUCACACCUGCUUUCCCUUCUCUCUCUUAUCCCCUUCUCUCUUUCCCUCCUUCUCUUCCCUCCCACCAAGCCCUAGAUCUACUCUCCGAUUCCCCUUCCAAUCAUUCUCUGAUGUGAUCUCCCUCCCUUCUUUCUCUCUCUCUUUCCAUCCUUCCUUUUGAUUACUGAAACAACUAGUAGAUUAUAUGGGUUGCGCCGGCUCGAAGCUGGACGACUUGCCAGCGGUGGCGCUAUGCCAGAAACGCACCCAGUUCUUGGCAGACGCCAUCCGGCACCGCUACGUUUUGGCCGACGCUCACGCCUCUUACGCCCGCUCUCUCCGCUCCGUCGGCGUCUCUUUGCACCGUUUGCUCGAUGGCGCGGCCGCCCUCCCUCCUCCGUCCUCGCCGGUGCUCCCUCUCCCUACACAACGCAAGGGUGACCCUUUGCCCCCUUCUUCCUCUCCUCCUCCCCCUCCUGCUGCUGUUCAUCAUCAGCGUCACGGUCAUGGUCACUCCCAUUCUGGAUCUCACAUCAACUUCCACUCCGACUCGGAUUCCGAUUCCGACUCACCUCUCCACUCCCCCGGCUCGUCACCGCCUCACCAUCUCCACCGCGACGUCGAGCUUGAUUCUGAACAUGAGGUGGGCCCCACCACCUACACAAAUCUUAGCUACGCCCGCAACCACCCCACAGCCUCUUCCGUCUCCUACGAGCAACCACUACCACCACCGCCUCAGUCUCACUAUUCCGGAUAUUCAUAUCCCUAUCCUUAUCCUCCUCCCGACCAAAGCCCUCCUUCUUCUUCCUCUUAUCCUUCCUAUUCUUAUCCCUAUGCCUAUUCCAGCUAUGGCGGCUUCUUCGGCUCCUCUUCUCCGCCUCCCGUUGCGAUGACGCCGCCGCCGCCGCCGCAUGCGGCGUCAUCUUCUAAGGCCCCGCCACCGCCACCUCCGCCGCCGAGCUCAUCUUCUUGGGAUUUCUUGAAUGUUUUUGAGUCUUAUGACAACUACUACCCGACUUAUACCCCGAGCCGGAGCUCUAAGGAGGUGAGGGAGGAGGAGGGCAUCCCUGAUCUGGAGGAUGAGGAGCAUGAGGUUGUCAAGGAAGCUUAUAGUGAUCAUCAGAAGUUUGUGGGUACCAGUUCUCCUGCUAAGCCCCCGGCGGCUAAGGUUGAGGAGAUCGGUGGUCUUGCUGAGGAACCGCCUUACAAGCGAGGUCCUUCUGAGGUUGAGGAUGAGGAUGAGGCGCCGGUGGUGGAGAAGAAUGUGGUUGCUGAUGAGGUACUUCAGAGUGAUGAUCGGCGCAGUGCUGCGGCACCUUUGGCUAAUCUUAGGAAGUACCAUGGGAUUUCUGAUGUUGCUGGGGAGAUCAAGACUCAGUUUGAGAAGGCUUCUGAUACUGUUGAUGAGCUCUCGAAAAUGCUGGAGGUUGGCAAGCUUCUUUAUCAUCAGAAGAAUUCUGUGAUUCAUGUUUCAAAAAUGAUGUGUUUGAUGGGUCCAUCAACUUCACAAAAUGAUGAGUUGUUGGUUUACGAAGAAGAUAAGGCCAUGGGUUCGGGAAACCUCUCGUCCACUUUACAGAAACUGUACAUUUGGGAGAAGAAGCUCUAUGAGGAAGUCAUGACUGAGGAAAAGUUGCGGGUACUGCGUGAACGGAAAGUCAAGCGACUUAAACACCUGGACGAAAGGGGAGCAGAGGCCCAUAAAGUUGAUUCCACUCAAGUUGAGAUCAGAAAGUUAUCAACAAAGAUUCGAAUAGCAAUUCAGGUUGUUGAAUCCAUUUCAAAAAGAAUAAACAAGCUAAGGGAUGAAGAAUUAUGGCCACAAAUUAAUGAAUUGAUUCAAGGGUUUGUGAGAAUGUGGAAGGCUAUGCUAGAGUGCCAUAGGAUUCAGUGCCAUGCCAUAUCAGAAGUUAAAAGCCUAGAAUCUAUUGCAUCUGGUGGAAAGCUCAGUGAUGCUCUCAUGGAUUUAAUGUUGCAACUGGAAUUGGAGCUGUUGGAGUGGAUUGGAAAUUUCUCUGCUUGGGUGAUUGCGCAGAAGAACUAUGUUAAAGCCUUGAAUGGGUGGCUUAUACUAUGUCUUCAUUAUGAGCCUGAAGAGACAGCUGAUGGAAUUGCUCCUUUUUCUCCUGGAAGGUUAGGCGCACCCCCUGUGUUUGUUAUAUGCAAUUACUGGGCGCAAGCACUGGAUAGGAUUUCUGAGAGGGAAGUUGUUGAUGCAAUGAAUGCGUUUGCCAUGAAUGUGAAAUACUUAUGGGAACAGCAAAAUUUUGAGCAACGACAGAGGCUAGUGGCAGCUAAUGAUAUAGAUAGAUGGUCUAGAACAAGGGAUAGGGAAACUCAGACAAUUAACAGGGCUUUUGAUGCUCUAAACAAGAAAUUGGUCUUAGUUUCAGGCCAAGAUGGUGCUCCCGUCUAUGGGCAAAUUGUGAGCCAGGCCCACAAUAUGGAAAUCAAAGGCAUGCAAUUAGGCCUCAGACAAAUUUUUGAGACGAUGGAGAAUUUCACUGGAUGUACAGUGAAAGCUUAUGAGGAACUAAAUGCGCGCGCAGAAGAAGAGAGGAUAGCUAGGGAUAAUGCAAAACUUUCAUAAUCUUAUACAGGCUCAUUAUUACCAGUUAAGUGAAGGUCAUUGACAAGCAGGAAAGUAAACCUUCUGUGUUUGGAGGCACCAAGGGGCAUCCUCAAUGUUUGAUAAGGUCAAAACUGAUCCGUAAAGGUAGAGUUUUGAUGCUGUUGCGAUUUUCAUGGCAAGUGCAAUCAUCGCUUGCAAGGAACAAUGCUUGUGCAGAAGAUGAGAGUGGUGACCAUGUAAAGUUUCACAACCUUGUACAAUAUUACUGGAACUACAGUUGGUCUAACAUGGAGGUUUCAAUAUCCAAACUGUCACAGGUCAAAGGGAUGCCUGCUAAGUGGUAUUAAGCUCGAAAAUGAGUGGCAUUGAUCCUUUUGGAUUGGCGGUAGGCUGCAGGGAACAGAGUGUUGGGUUGAGUCCUUUCACAAACUUCUUUAAGGGUGAUUGAAUACCUAAUGCAUGCAAUUGAAUGGAGUCCACAUGAUGACUGAAAAUGCAGUUUUGGGGAGGUUAGUGGGUUUGCUACAGAAAUCAACCUCUAAGAUAAUGCAGAGAGCAAAUUAAGGUUAGUUUAUCAGCAUAGAGAUUGUAAUAGUCAUGAAAGUCAGCAUUAGCCUAACCAUGGUUUACAGAUGAGAUAAUCUCAAUUACAAGAAUGUCCUGGUCAAAUAAAGAAAAAAAUCAGACAUUCAGUAAUGAUAGAAGUGGAGUUUGGGGCUCUCAUUUCUGAUUUGAAAGGUACAAUCCUCUAUGCUUUCUGGUAGACAACCCAGCACUCGUACAAUGUCAAGCAUAUGAGGAGCCGGUAGAAGAAAAAAAUGUUGUUCAGUCAUGCAAAUUUGCCAGAGCAAUUCCGACAAACUUUGGCGGCAGCAGCCUUCAAGUUAGCAAGGUAAAUUGCACCAACUUACCGGCAAAAAUAAUUGUGAAUUUCAUUCAUCAUCAGCCUUUAAGUUGGCAGGGUAACUUCCAUUGGAUCAUCAUGACUUCUGUUGUAUUUAUUGUUGUACAGUCCAUUAAUAAUUAAAAUUUUCAGAAUUUUCAUGGC
Messenger RNA from Dioscorea cayenensis subsp. rotundata (Guinea yam), 3702 nucleotides. RefSeq names its product protein ALTERED PHOSPHATE STARVATION RESPONSE 1-like. Lineage: Eukaryota; Viridiplantae; Streptophyta; Magnoliopsida; Dioscoreales; Dioscoreaceae. The transcript has 4 exons. The coding region runs from base 288 to 2672 and encodes 794 amino acids. The record is from RefSeq and is a predicted model, not a curated record.